AUGGCCGGCCAGAUCUGGGAGGUCGUCGGCGGCCGAGGCUCGGAGGGGCUCGCGGUCCGCCGCGGGCCCUCCGCGGACGCCGCCCAGGAGACGUACCCAGAGCGCCUCGCCACGGGCUCCCUGGUCAAGGGCCUCGAGAUGCAGGGGACGCACCUCAGGUACCGGCUCCGCCGCGGCGCCGGGCCGGCAGAGGGCUGGGUCGCGACGCAGGAGGGGGACAAGGACGCGCCCGCGAGGAUCGACCAGCUGCGGCGAGCCCUCGAGCAGGAGCUGCCUGGCACCACCUUCGACGAUGAGGUCGUGCAGUACCUCGAGGACGCGGUGCCAGACUGGGCGCAGGCCUCCGAGGACGACGUGGCCGAGGCGUGGUCCCCGUUCCUGCUCUCGCACGCCUCGGCCGCCUCUGACGACGAGGCCGCGCGGGAGGUGUGCCAGCGGCUGCUCGCGAGGCUGCGCCGAGAGGGCGAGGGCGCGGGUGCCGGCGGCGCGGGCGCCGGCGACUCCGCGGCUGGGGCCGAGGCUCCGCCUUCCGCGGAGGUCGAGGGGCUCCGGGAGUGGAUGGAGAGGCUCCGGCUCCCCCUGGGGAGGUACGGCGAGAGCGCCCAGGCGUGGUGCGAGCGGGAGGGCAUCAGGCACGUGAGCGGGAUCGCCACCAGGGCGCAGGACUUCUGCAGCGCCCUGCAGCUGAAGAUGCUGGAGCGCAAGCGGGUGCUCGACGGCGUGCCUGCCUGCGUUGCGCCGGCCCAGGCCCUGGCGCCCGCGGCGCCGGGGGGGGCGGCCGAGUCCGCCGGGAGCUCCGCCUUCGGCGCGCCCAACAACCCCUACUCCAUCCGAGGAAUAAAACGGAGCUCGGCUCGGGAGCCAACGCCACGGUGCACAGGUGCAUCAGGAGAGUCGCUCCAGACCAGCCCGAGGAGACCUUCGCCGUGA
This is a messenger RNA of Prorocentrum cordatum, 930 nucleotides long. The record is from the annotation of a GenBank genome assembly. Lineage: Eukaryota; Dinophyceae; Prorocentrales; Prorocentraceae.